AUGGCUUUCACGAUGCCUAACUUCGUGUCGCGGUUCUUUCGACCCUUCAUGUCUAGUACGCGCUUAGGAAUAACCGCUGAUACUAACGCGGGCACCAACGGUGCGUCUGUGGUCCCCGAGGGCGCCGAGAAGGCUACUCUCGCCGCCGGAUGCUUCUGGGGUGUAGAGCACUUAUAUCGUAAACACUUCGACGGAAAGGGACUCUACGACGCCCGUGUCGGCUACACCGGUGGGGAUCUAAGAGGUCCGACUUACCGUGUCGUGUGCUCGGGGCAAACAGGUCACGCCGAGAGUGUACAGCUGCACUACGACCCUUCGCGCAUAACCUACCGGCAGAUACUCGAGUUCUUCUACCGGCUACACGAUCCGACGACGGCUAACCGCCAGGGCCCCGAUGUCGGACCUCAGUACCGCAGCGCCAUCUAUUACCACAGUCCUGAGCAGGAGCGCAUCGCGCGCGAAAUCACGAAGCAGGCCAGCGAGCAAUGGUAUAAGGGCGCCAUCGUUACUGAAAUCGUGCCCGCUGACCAAUGGUGGGAUGCUGAGGAUUACCAUCAGCAGUAUCUGCAUAAUAAUCCCUCGGGCUAUGAGUGUCCGACCCACUUCCUGAGGACGUUCCCGCCGUUGAAGUGA
This is a messenger RNA of Daldinia childiae, 633 nucleotides long. RefSeq names its product putative peptide methionine sulfoxide reductase. Lineage: Eukaryota; Fungi; Ascomycota; Sordariomycetes; Xylariales; Hypoxylaceae. The record is from RefSeq and is a predicted model, not a curated record. Bases 1 to 633 code for a protein of 210 amino acids. The transcript has 2 exons. Gene Ontology annotation, molecular function: peptide-methionine (S)-S-oxide reductase activity.